AUGUCACAUUCAAGACUGGGCUCCCUAAGCUCAUCUAUUAUGUCUAGUUCAGUUCAUAAUCAUCCUCAAAAAAUUGGUCCUUGGAAGUUAGGCAAAACUUUAGGAAGAGGAGCAACUGGAAGAGUAUUAUUAGCAACUCAUCAAACUACUGGACAAAAAGCAGCAGUAAAAGUUGUAUCAAAAUCAGAUUUACAAGAAGAAAGUCAAAAUUCCAAUAAUAAUAAUAAUAAUAAUAAUAGUAAAUCUGAGAAUAAAGAAAAUGAAAAUAAUGGAGAAGGUUUACCUUAUGGUAUUGAAAGAGAGAUUAUAAUAAUGAAAUUAUUAAAUCAUCCAAAUGUUUUAAGAUUAUAUGAUGUUUGGGAAACUUCAAAAGCUUUAUAUUUAGUAUUAGAAUAUGUUGAAGGUGGAGAAUUAUUUGAUUUAUUAGUUGAAAGAGGUCCAUUAGAAGAACCAGAAGCAAUAAAAUAUUUUAGACAAAUAAUCUUGGGAACUGCUUAUUGUCAUGCUUUAGGUAUAUGUCAUAGAGAUUUAAAACCUGAAAAUCUUUUAUUAGAUGCACAAUUAAAUGUUAAAUUAGCAGAUUUUGGUAUGGCAGCUCUAGAAAGUAAUGGAAAAUUAUUAGAAACUUCUUGUGGUUCACCUCAUUAUGCUGCACCUGAAAUUGUUAGUGGUUUAAAAUAUCAUGGAGCUGCCUCUGAUGUUUGGUCAUGUGGUGUUAUUUUAUUUGCUUUAUUAACUGGUAGAUUACCAUUUGAUGAUGAAAAUAUAAGAAAUUUAUUAUUAAAAGUGCAAGCUGGUAAUUAUGAUAUGCCAAUUGAUGAGAUAAGUAAAGAAGCUCAAAAUUUAAUAACAAAAAUGUUAGAAGUUGAUCCGACUAAAAGAAUAUCAACUGAAAAAAUUUUGAAACAUCCAUUAUUAAGUAAAUAUCCUUGUCCAAAUGAGGAUUUAAUUAGUGAAAAAUCAUUACCACAUCCAGAAACUGCUCAUAAAUCAUUAGGUUCAACUAAAAAUAUAGAUAAACAAAUUUUAUCAAAUUUAACAAUAUUAUGGAAUGAUAGAUCUGAACAAGAAAUUAUUGAUUGUCUUUUACAAAAUGGAUCUAAUCCUGAAAAAACAUUUUAUGCCUUACUUUUAAGAUAUAGACAUGCAUCAAAUGAUGAACAACCAAAGAUACCGAAAAGAUCAUUAAGUAGAAGUAAUUCAAGCACGACACCAAAAAAGAAACGCGGUAGUCAAAUAAAUGUUUCAAGACCAACUUCAUUUCAAUAUAAAAAUGGUAUAAGUACAUUGAAUAAUACUAGAACUACAUAUUCAAGAGUAUCAGUUUCAUCUUCAGUUACAAAUUCUCCAAGAAGAGCUUCACCUAAAAAAAGAUACUCACAUAUUCAAGCAUCGCCUGCUAGAUCUCCAUAUAAAAGACAACAAGUUCAAGAAAAUUCUGCAUUUAAGGCAACUCCAAGAAAUAUUUAUAACGAAAUUGUUGAUGCUCAAAGUAAUCAAUCUUUACCUCCAUCUUUACCAUCAAAAGAUUCCAUGUAUGUUGAUAAAUUGUCUGUUUUACCAAACGUUGCUGAAAAUCCGGUUGUUGAUGAAUCUCCAAAUUUAUUACAAUCAGCUAAAUUAUCACAAUCUAAAAGAUCUUCUAUAAUAACGAAACCAAAUAAUAAUAAUAAUAAUAAUACCAAGAGAAUGUCAAAAAGAAAAUCAAUCAGAGCUUCAAUGACAAAUGGGUUGAAAAGAAAUUCAGUCACAAUGAAACUAUUAUCAACUUAUGCAAGAUUGGCUGGUGAUGAUGAUUGGGAAUAUAUGGAUAAACAAACUAAAAGAACUUCUGCUACUUUUGCAGCCUUAUGUGAUAAGAUUUUUAAUCAAGAAGAUUAUAAUGAAAAUGAUGAACAAUUAAUUGAUCCCGAAGAAUUAGAAGCCAAAGAAUAUGAAAGAUUAAUGGAAAUUGAAAGAAAGAAACAUGAAGCAGAAUUAAAAGCUAGAAAAGAAUUAGAGAAGAAGAAGAAAAGACAAAAAAGAAGAUCAAUACUAAGUAAUAAAAAAUUAAGUAUAGUUGUUAAAGAUGAUGAUCCAAAUAAUAAUAGUGAACAAGAUAUGACUCUUGAUAAAGAUGAAAUUAAACAGCCAAAACGUCAAUCCAAGAAUUUAAGUGCUUUGAGAGCUUUAUCGGAAGGAGAAGGUGCUAAGCAUUCAGAAUUAACUAUGGAAGAUGUUGAAGAAUUAAAAAGAAGAUCUGCUAGUCAACCAACUCCGAAAAGAAAACAAACUCCAAUUUUAACAAGACGUCCUGUUUCAAGAUUAGAUCCUUUAUGGCAAGCUCAUCAUAAUGAACAACUUGAACGGGCACAAGAAGCUUUGGAAAAUGAAUGGAAAGAUAAUAAAGAUUCAACAACUAGAAAGAAGAUUAAUAGAGAAUCUAUGGUUUCUGUUAUGGAUGAUAUAGUUGAAGAAAAUAAUGAAUUAAAAAAGAGAAUGUCUAGAGAUAGUUAUUAUGAUAAAGAUAGGGAUUAUGAAUUGCCAGAACCAAACGUUGAAGAAUCAAACUUAACUGAUGAUUAUAUGACUGAGAUUAGAAAAUCAAGAUUACUAAACAGUCAAUUGAAUAUACAUAAGUUAGUUGGAUCUGAACAUAAGAGAGCAGAAUUAAGAAAUGAAAGAGUUCCAACUUUAAUUGGCAAUGUUAAAAUACCAAAUGUUACAAGAAAAUCAAGAAACUUUACAAAUUCAAAUAAGAGAUUAUCGGUGCUAUCAAUAUAUUCAACUAAAGAAUCAUAUAAAGAUCUUAAUUCAAUAAUAGAUUCACACGUACCAGACAGUCACGAUAAAACUCCAGGUUUAAGAACAAGUUUUGCUGAUAGACUAGAUAAAGCUGGUUUACCUGAAGAAGAUGAAGAAGGUGAUGAUGGUCAAUCAGUCAUGGAUUUUGAAGAACAUUUAGCAAACAAAAGACUUUCAUAUCAUGAUGCUAAUAAAAGAGCAUCAAGAGCUUCUACCACGAAAAGGUAUGGUAAACCAGUUUCAAAAAUUCCAGAUUUACCUACAACUCAAGACUAUGAUGACACUUUUGUAAGUAAAAGUGAUGAAGUUCAUAAAAAACAAUAUAGAUCAAUGGUAUCUGAUGAAUCUAGUGAUGUUGAUGAUGUCUUUGAUAAAAUAAAAUUACCAGAUGGAAAACUGACAAAAUCAUCUAUUGAUACACUUGCAAAUGGUGGAUUAAAUGAAAAACAACAAAAGCCAGCAUAUAAUGAUCAACAAAAAUCAAAACCAAUGACAAAAGUACGAAAUAAUGCACCACCAACACCACCAGCUCAUAAUAAUACAAAACAACAACCAUUAAAUGAUAAAACAAAUAAUUAUUCAGAUUUAUCAAAACAACCAAGAAAAGGAUCUUUCUUCAGAAAAUUAUCGUGGGGUACAAAAAACAAAACAGGAAAUACGCAAUUACCAAGUCCAAGUGAAUCAGACGAUGAAAAACCAAAAUCAUCAUUUUUAAGAUGGUUCUCGUCUUCUUCUACAUCCUCAAACCCAACUCAUCAGCAAUUAGAAAUAGAAACUAGAAAGUUUAACACCAUACUACCAAAAGAAGAAAUGUCAACAGCAUUAUUUGCAUUAUUAAACUCAUGGUCAAAUUUCGGAUUAAAAGAUCUUAAGAAUGAUCAAAUAAGUUACAUAAUAUUAGGUGCUAUAUCGAAAUACAAUUCAUUUAAUUUAAAAAGUUGUAAAUUUAGGAUAAAAAUCAUUUCCAAAAAUUCAAAUCAAAAAUCUGAAAUAAUAUGUUCAAGAGUUAAAGGUUCAAAAUUAACUACUGAUACUUUAUUUAAUGAAAUUGAAAAAGUUUUGCAGAAAGAAGGGGUUUUAGAUAAAUAG
Molecule: messenger RNA, 3873 nt
Organism: Lodderomyces jiufengensis
Lineage: Eukaryota; Fungi; Ascomycota; Pichiomycetes; Serinales; Debaryomycetaceae
Gene: GIN4
Product: protein kinase
Exons: 1
Coding region: 1-3873 (1290 amino acids)
Biological process (GO): protein phosphorylation; microtubule cytoskeleton organization; intracellular signal transduction
Cellular component (GO): cytoplasm
Molecular function (GO): protein serine/threonine kinase activity; ATP binding; tau-protein kinase activity
Source: RefSeq, a predicted model, not a curated record